AUGUCGAAGCCCAUUCCAAUCACUACACCCCUGCGAGAGUUAAAAGGUCAUGAACAUUGUAUAAUGGCAGCCGCAGUGUUCCCCGAUAAACGAUUGGUUACGGGCUCACACGACAAGACGGUUCGUCUGUGGGACUUGGAGACUGGCGUUGCAUUGAAGAAGAUGGAGCUGCAUCGCGGGGGGGUAUCGAGAUUAGCGGUCUCACAAGAUGAGCAAUUGAUAGCAAGCGGUGAUCUGAAUGGGGAGGUCAUGAUCUGGCACGGAGAAACUGGAGAAUUGCUCUCCCAGCCCAUCAAAGCUCACACCGAGUGGGUCAGCUCGCUGGAUUUUUCUCCUGAUGGGACAGUGCUGGCCACUUGUUCAAACGACGGAAUGACAAAAUUAUGGAGCACCAAAACCUGGUCGGAGCUGCAAGGAAGACCGAUUAAAUGUGGUGGUGGUACUGGUUGUGUUCGGUAUUCGCCAUCUGGAGAAUUUAUUGCCAUCGCAACAUCGAGCAUCGACAUUUAUAAUUCAGGCACGAGGGAACUUGUCGCAUCCUUCAAGGGUCACAAAUCGCACAACUUCUCACUCGUAUGGACGGCCGACGGCACACGCCUUCUUACAGGCGGCGAUGGGGUCGAUCCUACCAUACGCGAAUGGGAUACAACAACCUGGCAGCAGGUUGGCGAUCCUUGGACGGGCCACUCCAAUUAUAUCAAUGUCAUGGUCAUUAAUCCUGCUGGCACACUCGUCGCAUCGGUAUCUCCACAUGAGGGUCAUGUUCGUCUUUGGCGGGUCUCAGAUCGACGAACCGUUGCCAUCUUCAAGCACUCAUCUGGGCCAGAAUGGGUCGCUUUCUCCGUGGAUGGCAUCAUGACAGCUCGCAUUGCAUGCAUAGAUGGAGACUUGUCACUCGCCGAAGAACUACUCACACAAGAUAUCAGCACCGAUGGGAACAACCAUACUUCCUACGCUCAUCGCUCAUUUGUUAUGGCGCGAAAACACGACUGGGACCACGCCGUUCAGGAUGCAAUCACGUCCAUUAGCAUUCAGCCAUCGUUGAUAGGCUUUAUCUCCAAGGGUAUUGCCCUCUGCGGAAAAGGCCACAUCCGCGAUGCAAGGGCAGCAUUUGAUGUUGCAUCCAUGUACACAGACCAAGAUUCAGAAAUCGUUCAUUUUCUGCUCUUGAUCAAGGCCAUCACACUGUUCAAUGCAGGUAAACAUGACGAAGCAAGCCUACUCCUCAAAGAACUCGCUGCGGGUUGUCCGAAUGCCGAUACUCGCGCAUGUCGUAUCGUGGAAGCAUAUCUGCGUGUUCAACUCGAAAAAGCCUUGGAUGGCGCACGUCACGCCGAAGCCGCUGACCAUUUCACUUCCGCUGUCAACUCCAGCAAUUCAUCACCAAAAUUAAACAUUCAUGAGAUAUAUGAGGACCUGGUGGUGCUCUUCGGCUGGGAUCUGAAAUGUUUGUGGCUGACUACACACCAGAAACGGUGUAAUGCACUCCUUCAGGCAGGUGAAUUUCAAGAUGCCGUGAAAUUAUACCGGUAUAUGGUGGAUUCAAGUAACAAAAACACCAUGGUCGACUACCUCGACUGGUCCAAUGGCAAGUCUACUUUCAGGGAAGAAUGCAACACGCUUUGUAUUGCCAACGGAGAUGUUGCCCUCGCUGCAAGCGAGUAUGACAGGGCUAUCGACCUGUACUCGGCGGCGAUCGCCCUGGGUUCUGCAUCCGAUGUCGUCUUUGCAAAUCGCAGCAAGGCAAUGUUGGGGAAAAUGCUAUGGGAGGAUGCAGUUCUCGACGCGCAAAAGGUCACCGAACUUAAUCCUUCAUCUCACGUUGGAUACCAGUUAACACAUACAGCGCUGCGUGGCGCGGAACGUUACGACGAAGCCAUCGAGGCGUUCACAAUCAUGUUGUCCAAGUUGGACGAUGCUCCCGAAGCGCAGAUACGCAGUUUGCGUCAGCAGUAUGUCUGUCCAUCCCAAGCAGAAGACGCUAUUCGAAGAGCAGUUUGGAUCGAACUCGAAAAUGCCCCCCUUCGUCUGCUCAACACCUCUACGGGUCUUUUGUGCGACCGAGCAGCACAGCUAAACUCCUUCAAAAUGAGUCCGGUGUACAAUGAGCUUAUCGCGUUUCCAACGAAAGAUUCAAACCUCCGAACGGAGCGCAUCAAAGACGUAGUGGCAACGUACUUCCGUUGCGUCCUGCUAUCACACAGGUGGGAAGAGACGGAGGUGUUGCUGCACGACAUUCAGGACAAAGUCGUGUACGAGUUGAAUGGACUUGGUGGCAUUGCGAAACUGCAGUCGUUCUGCAAAAUCGUUCGUGAUGCUGGGUAUAACUGGGCAUGGAUGGACACAUGCUGUAUCGACAAGAAGAGCAAUAUUACGGAGCUUCAAGAAUCGAUCAACUCCAUGUUCGUCUGGUACCGCAACUCAGCGCUUACGAUCGUCUACCUAUCCGAUGUCCCUCCUUCAUCCCAGCCCGGUGCACUGGCGGGGAGUGUUUGGAACGAGCGAGGAUGGACCUUCCAAGAAUUAGUUGCUCCGCAAGUUGUUAUAUUUUAUCAGAAAGAUUGGUCGUUAUAUCUCGGCGACCGCUCUCCCAACCACAAAGAGUCCCCUGCAAUCAUGAAGGAGUUGGAGGAUGCGACUGGCAUAGAUGCACGGGCCUUGGUGAACUUCAGUCCAGGUAUGAGGGGUGCCCGAGAGAAACUGCAAUGGGCGUCGAAGCGCGUCACCACUCUGCAGGAGGACGUUGCGUACUCAUUAUUUGGCAUCUUCGGUAUCACUCUACCUGUCAUUUAUGGCGAGAAGAAGCAGAACGCGCUCGGACGGCUCCUACAGGAGAUCGUGGCUCGGUCGGGGGACAUCACUGUCCUCGACUGGAUUGGACAACCUUCCGAGUUCAAUAGCUGUCUUCCAGCCCAUAUUACCUCUUACACCACUCCUCCAUGUGCCCUUUCAUCUUUGUCUGAAGAUGAUAUUCACACACAGCUCUCUUCGCUGCGAAAAAAUCUCGAUGUGGAACUGGCUUUGGAACUUUACGACCGGCUUGAUUACACAAGCGCUGCUCGUUUCGCGAACUGCAGGCUGCAUCUGCCUUGCAUAGCAUUCCGUGUCACAGAAGUCAGUCUGAGCUACGGUCCAUCCCAGGAGACUCGAUAUAAAGUCAAGGCAGACGGGCUUCGUGACCUGCUGAUCACUACCAAAGAGCUGAAUAUUCACUCGCGGACAAGACCCAUCAAGCAAACCUUCCUGCUUGUCCGUCCCUGGGAUCGGUCUCUCCUCGAGCUACCAGACUUUGCAAAUCUGCUAGACGAUACGGAGAGCGAGGGGGAUUAUCGGACACCGCCUUUUUCUACGUCAGUCGACUCACCUAGCCAUUCUCCUGUAAAACAGGAUGGGGUUGAUCUAGAAUCGCGAGCAUUGCGGUUACUCGUUCGCCUUGGGCAGCCUUUUGGCGCCUUUUUGCUAGCGCGGCAGCGCGGUGGAGAAUACAAGAGGGUCGCGUCGGAUCGUAAUAUCAUUGCGCAGGUCAAAGAUGUGUCUUCUGUUCAAGACUUGAUGGACAUUAAGACGGUAGAAAUAUUGUAG
Suillus plorans is the source of this 3582-nucleotide messenger RNA. RefSeq lists its product as uncharacterized. The record is from RefSeq and is a predicted model, not a curated record. The coding region runs from base 1 to 3582 and encodes 1193 amino acids. NCBI's taxonomy places the organism in Eukaryota, Fungi, Basidiomycota, Agaricomycetes, Boletales, Suillaceae. The transcript has 9 exons. Gene Ontology annotation, molecular function: protein binding.